GAGAAAAUUGAACCUUUUUCUUGCAAUUCUGCUUGCCAUCCUAGUUCAAAGUUUGAGGGCAUAUUUGGGGUGCCUCUAAAUGAAUGAGAACAGGAUCGAUUGUCUUGGACGGCUUCAACAAAGCCAUGAACUAAAAGGUGAUUUCAAUUCUGAGUUUGGCAACCGUUCUUGUCAAUAUUUUGAUACUAGACAGGUUUCAAAUAUGGGAAAUUGUAAUCAGCCACUAGCCAUGGCCUGUGGUGGAAUGGAACAAUCGCCAUAUAUUGGCUCAACCAAAUCAUCUAGCACAAUUAUCAGCCGUUUUGAGUCACCGGCUUCUGCCUUUUAUGCAACAGAAAUCUGCAUGGGUUUCCCACAAUAUGAUUGCCAAGUUGGUAAUCCUUCUUUGACAUCUCAAUUCUCUAAGAUUAAUGAUUUGGAAUUCCCUUUGUAUCAAUCUCCCAGGGAAAACCUUUUCUUGGAUUCAGCAAACCAACCUAGCCCCAACUUUGAGUUGUCAAAUCCCUUGCAAGCAAUGCUGAAAUCUCAAUUGAAUAGUGAUCAAUGUUGUAGGUCUCCUGAAAAAUCUAAUAAAACCCCAUCUGGGAAUUUUUCUGGGGGCAGUUUUCUUCCAUUUGAACAACAUAAAUUGUUCAUUGAUGAUGCUACCACAGUUAGUAGGAACCCAUCAAUUCCUUGUAAAGGAAAUCAGGAUCACUCAGUUCCUUGUGGCCCAUACAAUUUACCUGUUGCACAAAUGAGCUUCUCUUCUCAGAAAGAAAAGCUGUCUCCAACACUCUCAGCAGGAAGUGUGUCAACCACUCCUAGAAACCCUGCUUCUAAUGGGCCAGUAGUCUCAAGUAAAACACGCAUAAGAUGGACUCAGGAUCUUCAUGAGAAGUUUAUUGAGUGCGUGAAUCGCCUUGGAGGUGCUGAGAAGGCAACACCAAAAGCUAUAUUAAGGCUGAUGGAAUCAGAUGGAUUGACCAUCUUCCAUGUUAAAAGUCAUUUGCAGAAAUAUAGAAUUGCAAAAUACAUGCCAGAGUCAACUCAGGGGAAAUCUGACAAAAGAACCCAUGUAGAGAAUGUGCAUCUUGAUGUCAAAACUGGCUUGCAAAUUAGAGAGGCACUUCAGCUGCAGCUAGAUGUUCAGAGGCGUCUUCAUGAACAGCUGGAGAUUCAGAGAAAAUUACAGUUGCGGAUUGAGGAACAAGGUAAGCAGCUAAAGAAGAUGUUUGAUCAACAACAGAAGACAAGUAAUAGCAUCUUGAAUACUCAGAAUUUGGACAAUACAGCCAAUAAUGAUAAACAACAAAGUCCUGAAGAUGUUGAGGUUUCAAUUUCUGAUGGGUCAGGAAUUUCCUUCUUCCCUUCUAAGAUAAGUUAGCUCUCCAAGCCCAUAAUGUAAUAGCUUUAUACGUAAGUAAUUAAUUGCAGUUAUACACCUACCGAAAAAAAAAUUUGCAGUAUUACACUCUCUCAUCAAAUCUU
This is a messenger RNA of Gastrolobium bilobum, 1470 nucleotides long. Its product is annotated as myb family transcription factor PHL5-like. NCBI's taxonomy places the organism in Eukaryota, Viridiplantae, Streptophyta, Magnoliopsida, Fabales, Fabaceae. Gene Ontology annotation, molecular function: DNA-binding transcription factor activity; DNA binding. The coding region runs from base 80 to 1366 and encodes 428 amino acids. The record is from RefSeq and is a predicted model, not a curated record. The transcript is spliced from 6 exons.